Molecule: messenger RNA, 2658 nt
Organism: Vespula pensylvanica (western yellowjacket)
Lineage: Eukaryota; Metazoa; Arthropoda; Insecta; Hymenoptera; Vespidae
Product: CKLF-like MARVEL transmembrane domain-containing protein 4
Exons: 6
Coding region: 627-1169 (180 amino acids)
Cellular component (GO): membrane
Source: RefSeq, a predicted model, not a curated record
UUGGUGUAGCGGAAAAGGAGGGCAAAGAGUGGGGGAAACAUCCUGGCACUCUUUGCGCGCGUUUGUGAAACUUGUUAGUCGCGUCGUCGCGUAGUAGUGGUGCGUACUUAUAUGCGAAGUGAGGUUACAUUAAAGAAAGAGAAAGAGCGAGAGAGAGAGAGAGAGAGAGAGAGAGAGAGAGAGAGAGAGAGAGAGAGAGAGAGAGAGAGAGAGAGAACGGUAAAAGAAAAGACGACGGGACUCGAAAACGUAACGCGACCAGAAGUUCGCUUUUGUUUCGCCGUGUAUAUACGACAAAAUAGCUGAUGUCACAAAAAGAGAGGAAAAACGAAGGUGAAUAUAAGAUCUGCGCCGGGCAAACAGGUAGUUGUUGCGAGAGUAGGACGCCGUUACUGAGUCCGUAACUUUCAUCGUAGUUGAGGACUUAGAAAGAAAAUCUGUGUCAUCGCUAUUAUCAUCAUCAUCAUCAUCAUCAUCAUCAUCAUCAUUAUCAUCAUCGUCAUAUUUAUUAUUAUCGACGUUGAAGAAAGAAAAGGAAAGGAAAGGAAGUGUGCACGAUUAACGGCGAAGAGGACGAAGAAGCGAUUUUUGAAUCGCGUUGCAGAUAUUAAAAAUAAACAGAAAGAAUGGAUCAAGGAUUUCCUGGUCAACAUACGACAACAACCACCGUCACUACUACGACGACCACCAUUCAACCUAAUGUACGAUUUGAUCCAUCUUAUGUGAGAACAUUACCGGGUAUUCUCAAAAUUGUUCAAGUGAUAUUAAAUCUCUUGGGAUUCAUAUGCAUCACUGUUUCGAUUUAUAGUAGCCACAGUCGAGGAGGAUGGUUCAAUACCGUGGCUAUGGGUGGCUUUUGGUUCACCGGUGUUCUCCUUGUUCUUUAUUUAUUCCAUAUUGUUGAGAAGUUCUCCAAAAUUCCAUGGUUAAAGAUCGAAUUCAUAUUCUGUUCGAUUUGGACGGUGUUUUAUCUUUUGGCUGCUUCUUUAGCAGCUGAUUACGGCCGGGUUUCUGAAUCUUUCGCCGUUGCAGCGUUCUUCGGUUUUUGUGCCAUGGUAGUGUAUGGUUAUGACGCUUGGUUGAAGUUCAAUGCAGCGAGAAGCGGAGCUUUGGCUCAGGGUCAACAUAUGCCAAAACAAGUUUCAACCGUUACCAGUCCCGCGUAUUAAUUUUUAUAGGUAUAUGUUAAUAUAUCUGUAGUAGUUGAUGACGAAUGAAAAGCAUGAAGUCAUCGAAAGAGAGCAUGAAGUCACGAUUUUCAACACGAAUCUCCUUGGACGAUCUAUAAUAUUGGAUUGAUCAUUCGCGAAUGAUCAUCAUCGAUGUAGAAGAUGUCUUUUUUUUUCUAUUUUACACGAUAUUAGUAUUAAGUUAUAAUAAGUUAUCAUUCGUUUAUUUAACUCAUUCGAAUCUCCAUUGUCGUGUCUGAUGAAAAGAUACGACGCGUUGUUCGAUGCUGUAUAGUUGAAGCGAGUAUACAAGCACAAAGCUCUUUAUUGUGUCGCUUUUUUUCGUUCUAAGAUGUCUGAGCUUCAAGCCUUUAAUUCCUUGAAAGUUUUCAAGGACAGUAUAUAAUAUUUAAAUAUCUAUUUAAAAAAUUAAUAUUAAUUCUACAAAUGGAAUGAUUUUAGUGUUCUUAUCAUAUAGCCAAGACUAACUUUUAUCCGUCUUAUUAAUAUAUUUUUUUUUCUAUCUUCAUAUUCCGCGCGCGUGUCGUACAAUGAAUAAUUAUUAUUAAAUACGGCGACAUCUGUGAACUUGCCGAUGACCAAACUUUUUUUUUAAAGAAAUUCGCGCUUAUUCACAAAGCUGUGAGCGUAGGGAACACAAGUUAUUAAGUUUAGCGAUAAUAUCGACCAUCGAUUGUUAAUGUUUAGAUGAUAUUUAAUGUUGUUUAUUUGAAUCAGCAGAGUUGAUCGUUGUUCGUUGUUUUUUAAAGCAAUAUCUAUAAAAUCGAAUAUUUACGUACAUCGUACAAACGAGCACAUAUCCUUGUUUUUUAUACUCAUCGUAUACGUAGACUUUUUUAAAUAUGUCCUCUUCACGCUAUGGGCAAUAUAAAGUAUAUAUGUAUGUAUGUAUCUAUACAUAUGCUAGUUUCACCGCAUAUCGUAAAAUGUUACGCUUAUGAGAUCAACCAUAAUUGAAUGUUGCUUUACGAUACGCCUUAUCAUAUCAGCAUCUUGACGAGUCAUCGUUUAGACUUGUCAAGAAAAUAUUAUUUUAAAUACGCUUAGCGUUUUUAUAAAAAAGGCGUUGCCUUAUAGUAAGUACUUACGUAAAAUAUUAUGCGAAUCAUUUAUAAAAAAACGUUGACCAAAUAAUCCCAAUAUAUAUAUAUAUAUAUAUAAUCGUUACGAAUAAAUUAGUUAAUUGUUUCACGUUACUCAUACCGUGAUUCAUACGAUCACGUUAAAAUUGUGUGCGUAGAAUGCGUUGUAAACUAUAUUUUUAUUACUUUUUAUUCGAUCGACUCGAUACAGGUACAUCAUAUGUAUAAAUAUAUAUACGUCGUAGAUAUAUUAAACUAAAUAACUAAUUUAUUAAUCUUCAGCGAUGUGAAUGCGUGUAUGACGGCGAAGCGUAGAAGGUGUGGGGGGAAGGUAUAAAUCGACGAAAAUAAAAUCAAUCGGAUGAAAACACUUUUUCAAAUCUAAA